AUGAACUCCGGAAAAAAUUCCAUCUCUCGACCUGGCUCUACGGAGCUUGGGUUUUCGCGGACGAACACGGCCCUGACGGUAGAGACGGACACCGCCAGUUUGGCAAAUUGGAUGCUGUUGGCCGGCUAUCUGGUGAUUCCCGGUACAUUCACCAGCCUCCAGAAGUCCGACUCGAUUGAGGACAAACUGUCCCAGAAUCACGCAGAAAAGGCGAUCCUGGAGACAAUUCAGAACCCGCCACUAGUAGCCAUAGCAUGGUCACUUCUUAGCAUCGGUAUUGGAACUAUAUGCUUCUUGUUCAACCGGUGGAGAACGAACUAUCUGUGGCUCGUUAACAGAUUAUUUAUUCCGACGCUUCUGAAUACAGCAGCCGGGUUACUCACGUCUCUCAUCAAUAUAUAUACGGCGAAGGGAGGGGACUGGUCAGUAAUGGCUCUUCUGACGGUUAUAGUGAGUGGAGUUCUAGCAGCUACAUCUGGUGGCUUGAUGGUCUUCUACAAGUUCUGGAAGCUCAGGAUCGUCGAGGCGGACCACGAGAGGGAGACCAGAGCGGGAAUCUCACAGGUAUAUCCCCGAAACUCAGCGACAUAG
This is a messenger RNA of Aspergillus calidoustus, 591 nucleotides long. Lineage: Eukaryota; Fungi; Ascomycota; Eurotiomycetes; Eurotiales; Aspergillaceae. The record is from the annotation of a GenBank genome assembly.